AUGCCUGGCGUUCCUUCUAACAAGGCGUGCGAACGGUGUAAAAAGAGACAUUUGAAGUGUGAUGAGACUCGUCCACAUUGCCAACGUUGCACUUCUGCUGGUGUGGAGUGCCCUGGGUAUGUGCAAACUCGCAAAUUCAUUGACCAAGGAGCUACGGGAGAAGCCGAUAUACAUGAAAUUCAAAAUCAGCCCGACGCACAGGGUGAUCAAACAUCAGUCAUCUCAGGAGAGGAUGGUCAAAUCACCUUCCAGAUGGAAGAAGCCGGACCGCAGUCACAAAUCAAUCCAAUAGCAGAGGGAUCUAUCAAUUCUUCAAUAUCGCCCAAUAUCGAGAUGCAUCCAAGUCCUGGAAAUGGAAAUUCGUACAACGCAAACUCAAUCUCAACUGAUCAUCAACGACUGAACUCUUCGGAGACGCCCUCUCAACGAAGCGAAAAGGAAGAGUUUCAAGAUAUUUUCUCGGAUCUCAUGACUGGCACCGAACAUGAGAUCGCUUUUCUCAUUCGUCAUUAUGCAGACGUUAUAUCACCCUGGAUUGACUUAUCCGAUACUGGAAAAUUCUUUUCCGUCUACGUUCCUAUUAGAGCUAUCAAUUGUCCAUCGCUUAAAUUCGCCAUCGCCUCAUUGGCAGCAAAGCAGCUAGGUCGAGUCAAGGGCGCAAAAUCAUCCACUUGGAAUGGCAUGUUCACUACUCCUGCUACGACCGAGUUGUAUCCAAAUGCAGCCCAGGUUGAAUGGUUUCUCAAGGCUGCAAACUACUACUACAUGGCGGCAUCUGAUCUCAGCAAUAGUUGUUCUGGUGGCUAUACUGCGGUCUCCAGCUCAGCUGUUUUGGAAUCACCAAUCAAGACGGUCGGGCGAUGGCUCAAUUCUCUUACAACGAAAGAACUAACAGAAGAAGGGUCCAAUGAUGGAAGCCUUUUGCGAAAAGCGGAGGAUAUGCUCGCGACUGUCACCCUUCUAACACUAUAUAGACUGCUAGAUACCCCCUGUGAGGAAAUGACCAACUAUCUUUCGGGAAUCCGGGCCUUGUUUGAAUCAUUUCUGCGUUUGAAAUUGUCAGGGCCAACCACUUUUUCUCAUGGGGUUCGUGCUUCCUUUUGGUACUUUGCUCGGCAAGACUACAUGGGGUCUUACUUCACAAGAUCAACGACCCAUUUCAACCCUGCCGAUCUAUCCUUAUGGCGCGCAGCUGGGAUUUCUAUUGAUGAUCAAAGCAAAUUUCAAAUGGGAUCCACUCAUAUGACUCAAGAGGAUCAAGCAGCGAACGCCCUUUCAUGGCUCGUCUCAAAGGUCGUCAACUUUUUAGCUCGGUCGAAGGAGUCACAGAUUGCUCAGUGGACAGGCUCCCCACCAUCUAUCUCGCCCGGUGGAGUUCAGGAUACUGUUUCCACAAAUACUUGGCUAGAUCUUUCCUUCGAGUUUCAAGUCUGGUUCGAAGGUGUUCCAGAGACCUUUCGUCCUUGCAUACGAAUUGAGAAUCCUAGAACCGAGGUUUUUUAUAGCCUCCCAACCUGUGCGGCCGCCAUGCAGCAUUAUCACUUUGGGCGGAUUGCACUCUUGUUGAAUCGACCUCCGGAUACGGUGAGUGCACCCAGCACGGCAUUUGAUCGCUUGCAAGGAUAUCGGGAGGUCACAAAAGAGGUAGAAUAUCGAAGUCGAGAGGUCUUUGGUAUCGCUCUGGGACGGCCUCGUGGAGAGGUUCGCAUUUAUAUGACUCCCCUAUUAUUCGCAGUGGGCCAGUGUCUGGAGAGUUUGGAAGAGCAUCAGAUCAUAGUGGAUCUUCUGCGUGGUUUGGAAGCGGAUUUCGGUUGGGCGACUGAAUCUGUUGUUCAGAAGCUACAAUCUCUGUGGGAUCAAGCAUGA
Molecule: messenger RNA, 1866 nt
Organism: Penicillium verhagenii
Lineage: Eukaryota; Fungi; Ascomycota; Eurotiomycetes; Eurotiales; Aspergillaceae
Product: Zn(II)2Cys6 transcription factor domain-containing protein
Exons: 5
Coding region: 1-1866 (621 amino acids)
Biological process (GO): positive regulation of transcription by RNA polymerase II
Cellular component (GO): nucleus
Molecular function (GO): transcription cis-regulatory region binding; DNA-binding transcription factor activity, RNA polymerase II-specific; zinc ion binding
Source: RefSeq, a predicted model, not a curated record